UUCUCUGCUUGCUAUACUUGAAUGGCCGGGAGGGAAUCUGGGUCUUGCAUCCUUUGAAGAGGUGGCUGUAUUUUUCACACAGGGGGAGAGAACCCUGCUGAGUCCAGCUCAAAGAGCGCCAUACAAAGAAGUCAUGCUACAGAAUUUUGGGAACGUGGCCUCUCUUGGAUCUGUGAUUGACAAACCUAACCUCAUAUCCUGGCUGAAGGAAGAGGAAGAGCUCUUCCUCCAGGGCCCCGAUGAAGCGGACGGACUGGCAGGAGGUGUAUGGAAAUCAGUGAAUGAAAAGGAAGAUCAUCCGGUGACAGAGAAGGAAGAUACCUAUUCGGAUGUAAAAGAGAAUGUCCAGUAUUGUGAUCCUUUGAGGGAGGAGGAGGAAGAGCAUCCACAGGAAGUGCAGAAAAAUUCUGAUCUUUUACAGGGCAAUGACUCUCAUGACAUUCCACUACUUCAAAAAGUAUAUGAAGGAAACAGUAGGAAUGAUUGCCUUGCAAGUGGGGAAAUUUUUCCUGAAAAAUCAGACAUUUCUAUGCCAUGGAAUGCCCAUAACAGAAAGAAAAUAUUUAAUCGCCUGGCUUGUAGGAAAACUUUCACUGAGGAGGAUAAACUAACUUCCCAUCAAAGAACUCACACAGAGGAUAAACCAUAUAAGUGCUUGGAGUGUGGAAAAGCUUACAGUCAGAGUGCACAUCUUAUUUCCCAUCAAAGAAUUCACACAGGGGAGAAACCAUAUAUAUGUCUGGUAUGUGGGAAAAGCUUUGGACGGAUGGAUUACCUACGUUCCCAUCAAAGGAUUCACACAGGUGAGAAACCAUAUAAAUGCUUGGAGUGUUUAAAAAGCUUUGGGCGGAAGGAUGAACUAACUACCCAUCAAAGAGUUCACACAGGAGAGAAACCAUAUAAAUGCCUGGAGUGUGGAAAAAGCUUCAGUCACAGUGGAAACCUUACAUCCCAUCAAAGAAUUCACACGGGGGAGAAAUUAUAUAAAUGCCUGGAGUGUGGAAAAAGCUUCCAUCGAAGUACAAACCUUACUUCCCAUCAAAGAAUUCACACAGGGGAAAAACCGUAUAGAUGUUUGGAGUGUGGAAAAAGCUUUGGGUGGAAAGAUAACCUAAUUUGCCAUCAAAGAACCCACACAGGAGAAAAAACAUAUAAAUGCCUGGAGUGUGGAAAAGAUAUUGGGAAGAAAGAUGCUCUAACUUUGAUUGAAAGCAGGCACAAAGCUGGAAGUGUGUGGGAGUCAGCAAACGAAACAAAAGAGCAUCCAGUGAUGGCAAAAGAAGAUACAUAUCCAGAUGUGAAAGUGAAUGAUGAAUAUUGUGAUGUACUAAGGAAGGAAGGGGGGGAAUACCCUCUUAAAGGAAGACAUAAUUCUGGUCUUUUACAGGGUGAUGACUCUGAUGACAUUCCACUACAAAAAAUAUACAGAGGAGACAAUAGGAAUGAGUGCCUGGCAAGCGGGGACAAUUUUCCUGAAACAUCAGACAGUAAUAUGCACUGGAACACGCAUCACAAAAAGAAAGCAUUUAAAUGCCUGGAUUGUAGAAAAAACUUGAGUCAGAGCAGAAAUCCUUCCCAUCAAAAAAUUCACACAGGGGAGAAACCAUACAAAUGCCUGGAGUGUGGGAAAAACUUCAGUCAGAGUUCACACCUUAUUUGCCAUCAAAGAAUUCACACAGGGGAAAAACCAUAUAUAUGCCUGCAGUGUGGAAAAAGCUUUGGGCGGAAAGACAAGCUUACUUCCCAUCAAAGAAUCCACACAGGGGAGAAACCGUACAAAUGCAUGGAGUGUGGAAAAAACUUUGCAUGGAUGCAUAACCUAACUUCUCAUCAAAGAAUGCACACGGGGGAGAAACCAUAUAAAUGCCUUGAGUGUGGGAAGAGCUUCAGCAGAAGAACAUACAUGAUUUCCCAUCAAAGAAUUCACAUGGGGGAAAAGCCAUAUAAAUGCCUGGUGUGUGGGAAAGACUUUGGGCGGAAGGAUCACCUAACUUCCCACCAAAGAAUUCACAUGGAACAAACCAUAUAAAUGCUUUGGGUGUUGAAAAAGCAUCAUUAAUUGUGCAAACUCCAUCAAGGAGUUCACAUGGGCGAGAAAUCAUAUUGACAUGUUUCCGAGGGGCAAGGGUGCAUCUUUUUGUUUCCAAAGCCUGGAACCCAGAGGAGCCCUUUCUUUUUAACCUGGCAAAGCCACCAAUCAACCCAUGCUGGGUCCCAAGGUGGUUUCACUCAGAAAUGUAGAAAUGUUAAUAAGUCAUUAGUUAAUAAUUAAACAUUUAAUUAAAAAGCAAGUACAGUCCUACCAGAUCUUUAAGCAGUAAAACAAUACAGAAGGUACCUGGAUCUCAGAUGGUAAUGCACUCCACAGCAGUUAGUUAAGCAGUAGCAAGGCAUUCAGGACAGCAGCACGUAACUUAUGAUAGAAACAUAGAGGACACCAUCCACAAAGAUCCAUACGCCUUAGAAGAAGUAAACCAGACCCAGGGAGGUAGGCAAGUUACAGACUUCUGGCUAGUCUGCCAUCCGACCAGUGUCGCCUAGUGGAAUACCCUGGUUCAGAGAACCUUCCACAAUUGUCAAGUCAUUGCUCCUUUCUUCCCCCUCCCAACUCUAAAAUUAAUUAGUGCUGUUCUUACAAGUUCUUACAACUAGAGACUGAACUUGGGACAUUCCGCAUGGAAAAUGUGUUCUGCCACUAAGCUAUGGGUUCUCCAAGAGGAUCUGUUUGAUCAAAUUCUUUUACAGAAAGCCCUAUCUUUCAGUACACAAUAUGUAUAAAUGGGUUCUUUGUUUAACUCUUCCUCAGUAAGACACACAGAAACUUCUCUUAGUGUUUUCGUCUUUAUUUGAGAUUAGCUCUGAUUUUUGUAUGCAGGUAUGCCGUUAGAAAAUAGAUACAAAUGAAACAGAAUCCUAUUGAUAAAGAAAUUAUGCAUGCAAGAAAAGUAAGUUAACAUUUUUCAAACAUAACUAAAUGCAAGUGAUUAAAAAUAUCUCUUGGCUAACUAUUUUAAGAUACUAUGAAAUGCUUUGAAAAUUCGUAAAUGUGUAAAGAUACAGAAUCUCACCUCUGUCUGAAAACUGAUCCACCAAAAAUCUCGGUUGUCUUAUCUAUGUGACAUCUGUUUAUAAUUAGUGACAAUCACUGUCUUCGUUAUUCUGUGUGAUGUCUCCAGAUGAUUGUAUUAUAAAGAAUAUAAUCGGUUCUAAAUUCUAGC
This is a messenger RNA of Eublepharis macularius, 3218 nucleotides long. RefSeq names its product zinc finger protein 345-like. Gene Ontology annotation, molecular function: RNA polymerase II cis-regulatory region sequence-specific DNA binding; DNA-binding transcription factor activity, RNA polymerase II-specific. The record is from RefSeq and is a predicted model, not a curated record. NCBI's taxonomy places the organism in Eukaryota, Metazoa, Chordata, Lepidosauria, Squamata, Eublepharidae. The coding region runs from base 134 to 2029 and encodes 631 amino acids. Gene Ontology annotation, biological process: regulation of transcription by RNA polymerase II. The transcript is spliced from 5 exons.